Messenger RNA from Triticum aestivum (bread wheat), 1098 nucleotides. RefSeq names its product thylakoid lumenal 19 kDa protein, chloroplastic. Gene Ontology annotation, cellular component: extrinsic component of membrane; photosystem II oxygen evolving complex; photosystem II. Lineage: Eukaryota; Viridiplantae; Streptophyta; Magnoliopsida; Poales; Poaceae. The transcript has a single exon. The record is from RefSeq and is a predicted model, not a curated record. Gene Ontology annotation, biological process: photosynthesis. Gene Ontology annotation, molecular function: calcium ion binding. The coding region runs from base 133 to 861 and encodes 242 amino acids.
CCAUGUCGUCGUCGCACCGGAUAAGCCUCGCCGAUCUCCUAUCCGCUCAGCGAGACAAAACCACACAAAAUCGCGCGCAAAAACCACCCCCACCACCGCAGGGCGUACGCGCGCACGUCGUCGAGGUCCACCAUGACCAUGCUCGCUUCCCUCUUCUCCCCCUCUCCUCUCCUCACCACCGCCGCCUCCACCUCCUCGUCUGCCACCUCGCAGCCAGCGCCACAGACUGUGAGGCUCCCGGCUCCCAGGCCGCUCACCGCCACACUGGCCGCGGCAGCCGCGGCCGGUCUCCUCCUGCUGACCCCCGCGGCGCCGUCGCACGCGGAGGCGGAGUUCAAGGUGUACUACGGCACGGCGGCGAGCGCGGCCAACUACGGCGGGUACGGCGGCAACGCGAACAAGAGGGACGCGGCGGAGUACGUGUACGACGUGCCCGAGGGGUGGAAGGAGCGACUGGUGUCAAAGGUGGAGAAGGGCACCAACGGCACGGACAGCGAGUUCUUCAACCCGCGCAAGCGCUCCGAGCGGGAGUACCUCACCUUCCUCUCCGGGUUCCGCAAGCUGGCCCCCGUCGGCGCCGUGCUCGACAACCUCGCCCUCUCUGACGUCGGGCUGCAGGACCAGAUCUCGUCGGCGGACGACGUGACAUCGGCGGAGCGGAAGGACGCGGACGGGCAGGUGUACUACGAGUACGAGGUGGCUGGCGCCGGCGCGCACAGCCUCAUCUCCGUGACGUGCGCCCGGAACAAGCUGUACGCGCACUUCGUCACGGCGCCCAACCCCGAGUGGGGGCGCGACGAGGCCGUCCUCCGCCGCCUGCACCAGUCCUUCAAGACCGUCGACUUCAGCGGCCAAGAUUAACAUGCAUGCUGCGCGCGUGGCGUUGUAAUUAAUUAAGCGGUUUUGUAUAGGCGCUAUCAUCGAGGAAGAGGUAAUUGAUCUGGAUGAUUAUUCAGAACCGGCAUACAGUAUCUUGAUCUGUAAAUUGCUUUCUUCCUCUGUGUAAGACCAGCAGUGCUGCUGUAGACUGUAGUGUUAGCAACGAAACGGUUCAAAUGGAGUGAAUGAAAGUUAACCUGCGCACUGUUAAUUAUCCAA